Acanthaster planci (crown-of-thorns starfish) is the source of this 7389-nucleotide messenger RNA. RefSeq lists its product as uncharacterized. Lineage: Eukaryota; Metazoa; Echinodermata; Asteroidea; Valvatida; Acanthasteridae. Gene Ontology annotation, biological process: xylan catabolic process; arabinan catabolic process. The record is from RefSeq and is a predicted model, not a curated record. Gene Ontology annotation, molecular function: xylan 1,4-beta-xylosidase activity; alpha-L-arabinofuranosidase activity.
AUUGGUUCCCGCGAUCGAAGCCCCUCCAGGUACUAGGUCUAGUCUACGUCUGUAAUCAUACGUAUCGACACUGUACUAGUGCGGCUAAGUCAUUUCUGUCAUUACAAAAAUAAAUGGCUGCUAAAUUUUGCAUCGCAGUGUACCUUUGGAUGCUUUAUUUGCAAGUAUUUCACCAGCCAUUGGUGUCAUCAGAAUAUCCCUUUCAGAAUUAUUCACUGCCGUGGGACAAACGACUCGAUGACCUGAUUUCCCGGUUGCAACUCGAUGACAUCGUCCUUCAACUGGCUCGCGGUGGAUCGGGGCCCAACGGUCCUUCGCCCCCGAUCCCUCGGCUCGGCAUCGGUCCGUACAACUGGAAUACGGAGUGUCUCCGUGGAGAUGUCGGAGCUGGGAAUGCCACCUCUUUCCCCCAAGCUUUAGGCCUCGCUGCUUCGUUCAGCAUCAGUUUAGUGAACAGUGUAGCCAAGGCAACAAGUGAGGAAGUUCGAGCUAAAUACAACAACUUGACCAAGCAUGGCAUUCACCGUGACCAUGGUGGAUUAAGCUGUUUCAGCCCCGUGGUGAACAUCAUGAGACACCCUCUGUGGGGACGGAACCAGGAGACAUAUGGGGAGGACCCCUACUUGACAGGUGAGAUGGCCAAAGCAUUUGUCAGGGGUCUGCAGGGCCUUCAGGGGAAUUUCUCGAGAUACCUCCGAACCAGUGCAGGCUGCAAACACUUUGAUGUGCAUAGCGGACCAGAGAACUACCCAUCCUCUCGAUAUACCUUUGAUGCUAAGGUAUCGGAGCAUGAUAUGUAUAUGACAUAUCUGCCGGCGUUCCAUGAAUGUGUAAAGGCUGGAACAUACAGUGUUAUGUGCAGUUACAACAGUAUCAAUGGUGUGCCCUCUUGCGUCAACCAUAAAUUCCUCACUGAUAUCCUACGGAGUCAGUUCGGCUUCAAGGGCUACAUUGUCAGUGACCAAAAGGCUAUUGAGUACGUCUUCCUGAAGCACAAAUACACUCACAGCCCUCUCCAGACAGCUGUAGCUGCUGUUAAAGCCGGCUGCAACCUGGAGCUAUGCUACUCGGCCAAGAACGUCUACACCAACCUAACCGAUGCCGUCCAGAUGGGCCUGGUAAGCGAGGAUGAACUGAAGCAGCUGGUCAGGCCACUGUUCUACACCAGGAUGAGACUGGGAGAGUUUGACCCACCAUGGAUGAACCCUUACGCCAGGUUUGUGGCCUCGGAGAUGGUGGAGUCCUUUCCACACAGGAACCUGGCUCUUCUCUCAGCUUCCAAGACCUUUGUCUUGCUGAAGAAUGAGAAGAACACACUGCCGGUUGGUGGAAUUCAUACUCUUGCUAUAAUUGGGCCAUUUGCUGAUUCUCCCCAAGAUCUGUUCGGAAGCUAUGCACCACAGACUGACCCCAAGUUCAUCUCCACGCCUUGGCAAGGGCUGAGAAGUCUUGGCAGGACCCAGCGAUUGGCGCCCGGCUGCAACAAUCCUGUGUGUGACCAGUACAACGAGACUGCCAUUAUGGAUGCCGUGACGGGAGCAGAUCUUGUCAUUGUUUGUCUGGGGACUGGAACUAAAGUGGAGAGAGAGGGGUUGGACAGGAGAACCAUGUCCUUGCCUGGUCACCAGCUGCAGCUUCUGCAGAAUGCUGUGAAAUAUGCAUUGGGCAAACCUUUGGUCCUGCUUCUCUUCAAUGCUGGCCCGCUGGACAUAUUGUGGGCUGAUCAGAGCCCAGGGGUCCAUGCCAUUGUGGAAUGCUUCUUCCCAGCUCAGGCGACAGGGGCAGCCCUUAAACAACUUUUUACAAAUGCUGAGCCAGCCAAUCCAGCUGCAAGGUUGCCAUUCACGUGGCCAGCAUCACUGGAUCAAGUUCCACCCAUGACAAAUUACAGCAUGAUGAAUCGGACCUACCGCUAUUUCUUUGGUGAGCCACUCUACCCAUUCGGUUAUGGCCUAUCAUUCACUCAGUUUAGCUACACGAACUUGACCUUGGGAAGGACAACUAUUAGCCCAUGUGAUGACCUACUUGUAUAUGUCACCCUGGUGAAUAUCGGGAAAUACCCAGGAGACGAGACGGUUCAAGUCUACAUCAAGUGGCACAAUGCAUCCGUUCCCACGCCCAAUAUCCAGUUAGCUGCUUUCAACCGCUUCAAGACCACAGUGAAAAAUACGGUGACAGCUCUUCUGAGAGUGCCAGCCCGCGUGAGGGCAGUGUUCACGGACGAACUGGUGCUGGAGCCGGGGGUGUUUAUUUUGUUCGCCGGUGGUCAGCAACCUGGCCAGAAGAGGCAAGUUGGCUCCAGUGUGCUCAACACAACAUUCACGGUCGAAGGUCCUGUGACCCCUCUUUCACAUUGUCCACAGUAAAUUUAUAUUUAUUGAUUUCUCUAAUGAACUACAGGUGGAAAUGUUUGUAAGAGUUAUAGUAACUUAGCUUCAUUGCAUACAAACAUUCCCUGAAGUUCCUAUUUUUCAGCAGUGCCGUAAGUGUGUGAUUUACUCAGGACAUUUCAGGAUUUUGGACUCCAGACUUCUGGAAUGUAAUCAUUCAAAGUGUGUUACUUCCCAGCAGUUUGUGAUAAAAAAAAUCCAAGUGCAAGAUUCAUGUAGUCAUAUAAGAGAAAACUCAUCUGUGUAAUAGCCAUUGAGAGCCUUGAAAAGUCAUAUUGCCUAUUGCCAUCAUUGGUUCAACUCCUGUGCUGGAUGCUUUGUAGAUUUCCCUCCAUCUCAGUAUCCUUGAUAAUAAAAAAAAUGCAUUGUUGCAGAAAAGUAAUCUGUGCUUAUAAUCAUCACCAGGUAGCCUGUCAGCAUCACUCUUGCAUCCUCUGCCAGAAAUCUCACUCAGUGCUCCUGAUGAAGGAUGUUAGAAACCUUCAGAUUUGCACUUGUAGUGUUUAGUGACAUUAAAGUCAGUGUACCCUUGUAAUUUUGCAGGUAGCGACAGAAGACUGCCUCGAACUCAGAGGCAGCAGUUCAGUGCUUGCAGAGAAAGUUAUCAAUGGAUUGAUUUCGAUUGAUUCAUUCUUCUACUGUAUGUUGUGUUGUGUGCUUGGUGUACUAAAGGUCAAGUUUCUUCAUAUUUGCUACCUUUUUUCUUCAGGUGAUUAUGUAUACAUGUAUUUUCUUGUUACCAUUCAGUGACGCUGAGUUGAAGUGAUGUAAUAAUUUCUUACCAUUUUAUAUAUCAAAAUGGAAUUUGUUCAACAUUGUUUCAGUGAAAGAAAAGUAUAAUAAACAUACACAUAAAGCACAGAUGUAUUUUAAUUUUUAAAGAUGGCGGUACUAUCUAUAGGAUUGAAUAGAAUGUGAAAUUACUUAGAAUGCUACUUUACGUGAACAGCAAUGAGUACUUUUCUUUAAAUCAAAUUAAAAUUUAAAAUGAAAAUUUAAAUUAAAAUUUCACAAUGUUUCAGAAUUUCAGUGCUAUUUAAGGAAUAAUAGAAUGUGAAUUACAAUGAAAGUUGCUUUGCAAUGACAAUAGGAAUUUUAUUUUUGUUAUAAUAAUUAAAAAUUGUAUUUGUAAUUACAAGCAAGUUGCUACUUCAAUCAAUUCCCUUAAUAUCUGGUUCGUAUGUUGAAGGCCCACUGUAUAAUCAUAAUUUACCUUUAAUCUUCGUUGCUUCCCAAAUUUACGUACAUUGUACUUGAGUUGGACGAAAAUGUAAUCACCACCCUCUGGCUAACUGGUUCAGAACCGGACAACUACAUGUACAUGUAUUAACUAGAAGUACAGACGACUACACCACUCGUGGGUGUUGAUUGUCUCAGUCCAAUCAUGGAGGAAGGAAAACAGAACAUGCAGGGUUUUGCAUGAUGGAUCGCGGGGAACUAAUGAGCAUUCAGUGUUUUUUAACCACGCCUGUGAAUAAGGUUUUACUGAAUAUUAUACAGCCGUGGUGAAUGCAUCAAAGCACAUCUUGAGUCAUUCAAGUUGUGUUUCAAACCAGCUGUAACACUGGUUUACAUAUGGUUUAGCUGUACGUAUUUAUGUCGUGCAUCAUUGAUGCUAUCUUUUAUAUGGUGUGCUAGUGUUAUUUUUCGUCUAAUACUGAAUCUCUUGUGAAAGUCAAACCUUUGUGAAAUUAUGCUUCUAUACAUUCCAUUUACUCGACACAAUUUUACCCAAAUCACGAUGAUAAUAUAUAAGUUAUGUCAAUUAUAUAAAAUGUAAGUCAAUUAUAAACUAUUAAAUUUAAAUUAAGCUAUACAAGAAUGUCUUUCCAUUUGUUGUACCUCGUCUCGUUGAUAAAUUCAUUAAAAGUGAUCGUAAACAGAAGACAAAUGCGUGUCUUCUUUUGUUUUUCUUUGAACAAACUCUGUCACUCUAUGACUCAAACAUUUAAUUCUUUUCAAUAAGAGCCCAACUCUACUUUUUUUGCAACCAAAAGGGCAUUGACAUUCACUUCAACAGUUGGGCGCCAGCCAACCCAAAAUCACCCCUGGGGUACCACCAAGCUUCUCAGGAAAUUAGUCAAAUCUCAAAGUUCAUUGUGAAGCGAUGUACUGCAAACUGAAUAGCAAAAGCCACAUCCAGCUAGUAGGGCUUUAUAGGUCUUGGCAAGGGCGUACAUGUAUGCCCUUUGCACCCUUGUGACAAAAAAGUGACAAGUCGUUGGGCCUGAUCAGAUUAGCAUUAGGUUUCCAUGAAAUAAGUGCCCAUUUUCAAGUGGGCAACUGCCAUACCCAAAGACUACAAUACAUUCACUUCCGAAACCCAACUAGAACGGAAUUUUGUUGCAUAACCAUUCUAAAAGUGCCUUUAAACCACUUACGAUUCAGGACUAGAAAUUAAAAAAAUAAUUUUGCAAACUUCUUUGGAGCAUUACAUUAUAACAUAUACUUCUUUAGUGCAGUAUACCCUAAUAUCACCUAAUCAGGAAUCCACAUAAAAAGCAAGCCAGGCACAGGUGUACAUGGUGGGGAGUGUAGCCCCCAAAUUUUUUAUAGCUUCCCCCCCCUUAAAAAAGGCUAGAAUAUAUCCGAAUUGCAAUGCUUCAGUUUUUUAUUUAAAUGAACAGUCCAUGAUAAUUUUUCAGAGUCAUUAUGCACAACAAACAUUAGAUUCUUUUUUCUCCCAAUGUGAACGAGCGUAGUGAAAGUUUCAAGGUGACGUCAGGUGCGAAGGGUCUACCCCACUCCCCUACCCCUAGAAGAACUCUAGAACCAUGCCUGAAACAAACGGUUUAUGAUGCCUCGAUUUGUUUUCCAAAAUGUAACAUUUGAACAGGACUGUAUAAUUCUUUGAGUUGCUGUCCAAAGAUUUUCAUGCAUUCCCACCGAUGCCAUUUCUCAUUUGCCUAAAAGAUGUUCCAAGGCAGUGCUGAGUUAGCAAGUGUUUACACAUGUCCACGAGAAUAGAUAAACCAUAGCACAAGCAACAUUACUGUUCCACUGGUUCCUUCCUCCUCUGUUUAUCCUUUGGCGCUCUACUUGAUUAACCACAAGAAUGGUUGCAUCUAGAACUGAAAGUUGACGGGUGAACUGACUGCAUGGGCAACCCAAUGGGUUGUAAUUAGUCCUUCCAUUGCCAAUUGUCAUUCAAGGGCCAAAGUCUCCAACAUGCCUCAAGGACGUUUAUUUUAGGGUUUUAUAUUUAUAUUAACUUAAAGGACACCCUGCUAUUAGUUUUGGUUCCAAGAUGCUCAUUUUAUCAAGAUGUUUUUGUUUUUCACUAAAUACUUUGUAGGCCUAUAUCUUCAUGACUUGUAAUAAGUGAAAUAACCAGCGUUGACUUUAACCGAGCAUGGGGUUGAGCAAAUCAUUUGCUAUCAUCACCCACGAGUACUUACAAAAAACAAAACGAUGACCACACAAUUAAAAAAAUGCUCUUUGAGCUUCUCAACAAGGUAACACUAGUAAAUUAGACACACAACAUGACAAAAAAUGCUUGAAACAACAAGGUGGCCAACAGAAAGAAGAACAGCCUCAAAUUGAUUCUGAAAUAUCAUAGAUUACUUUUAUUUCUACAUUUGUACCAGCUUUACAAUUAUUUUUUAACGGCGAUAAGCUACUUUCACACAAACCAAUGCCCUACAUGCAAAUAAUUCAAGUAUUCUGCACAAAAUAAACAAGAGAUACAUUUUAAACAGUUCCUUUUUUUACACACAGAAAACAAGAUACAAGUACACUGACGACACUAUCACAUGAUCGUGGAAUUUCUUUUUCGUCUUACGCUUUAAUAAGGAAUUGAACAAACCAAAAUUCCCAAAUGACUUUGGCGUCAUUGGCAGAGCAACCAAAUGACAAGUACGCUGGCCAAAAUUUUAGAUCCCUGCCGUGUUGAUUCCAGGAGCUCAUGUACGAUGCAUGGCUCACACAGAAAUGAGAACACAAAGCGAGAACCAAGCCUAACAUUACAUGCCAAAUUUACCAUUAUUUCAGGGUUUCUUAAACCACUGUAUUCAAUACAGGCGAUUCACAAUAGUGCGCCUCCAAGAGUUUGCAACGCGUUGGCCAAUCACAACGCGUGAAUUCUGUCAACCCUUUUCAAGUGGCAAUGGGCCGACAGAUUUCGCCUUUUGUGAAUCGCCUGUAUUACACAUGCACAUACUUUAUCCUUGGCCUUAUACAGGUAUGUAGAACACACCCAGUUGAACAUGCAUUGGAUGAAGAGACAAGUUUUAAAAGGGGUGUUAGGCAAGAACAACUUUAAACCAAUAACAAAGAGAACUCAUACUGCUUUUUGGCUUGUUUCUAACAGAAAUAAUUUUGGCGGCACCAAUAGUAACAGUCCAAAACCUUCCGAUUUCAGUAUGAUUUUUACAUACACCCUAGGGUGUUAGGGUUAAUGCAGGACAUGGCAUUAUGUUCAUUAAGGUGUUAAAUUGAAAAAAAAUUACUGCCACCUGUUCUGAUGAAAGAAAAAGCACCAAUAUAUUCAAGCUCUAAAUACACGUACAUGUAAAAUCAGUAUCCAAAGUAACCCAGGAAAACAGAACCUCAAACAAUUAAAAAGUUAACAUAAAAUUUAAAGGAGUGAACUUUCACAUAUUUUGCUUGUCCGAGAUCAACUUUAAGUACGUGCUUGUUGAUAUCAAAAUAUACAACUACCUCAGUCUAUUAAAUUUGCCAAACUUUAUUGUUACCUCUAAAAAGACAACAUAGUGCAAAGAGUUCAUCAGUGGUACACAGUUUGUGGAAUCCUAAAUUCAAAACUAAACUGUGGACACCUACUAGAGGUAUACAUGUACGAAAUUAAGCGAUCAAGUCUGAUGAAGUUGUUACUUUUUUCUCAAUAAUAUAUUCAUAGCCUACGUCCAACGAUUUAAAAUGUUUUCACGUGUAGGCUACACAGCUGGAGUGUGAAAUCAUACACCCUAACAGUCCCAAAUCCUCCAAUUUUAAUACGAUUUUACAUACACCCUAGGGGGCUAGGGUUAAUGUGUAGGCA